GAAACCGCGAUCGUGGUACCGUUACAGAUCGAGCUCGGUUAGUCCUAUCCAACUGUUGGUGUUAUUUCAAUUGAAGUGCUUCGUGCUAAAUGUUUGUCGUUGAACAUGUUGUAUGCGAUCGCGAGACAGGGACAUUUGUUAAAUUAAUUGUAUUAUUAUAGGAACAUACUGUAGCCGUGUCACAGGAAGGAAGCAACGAACAAUGCCUGUAUACGACAUAGGCGGUGUUCCGGUGGAUUUUCCUUUCGAGCCUUAUCAGGUGCAGAGGGAUUAUAUGUCGAAGCUGCUCCAGUGCCUGCAGCAAAGCACGAACGGCCUGCUGGAAUCACCCACCGGAACCGGCAAAACUCUCAGCAUCCUGUGCGCCUCCUUGGCCUGGCUGGUGCACUCCAGAUCACACGUAAAUCGCGUUAACGGCGGCGGACAGGGUAGUUUAACCAACUCAUGUUUUUCGUUUUUUUUUUCACAGGAAGCAGCACGUUUUCCAAUUAAACUCGAGCUGCCUGAGCAUAGCCAUUUGGGUGCUGCGUUUGAGCACAAUGCAACGAAGGCUGGGCGCACGAAAAUUAUCUAUGCGUCGCGCACUCACUCGCAGCUAUCACAGGCAAUGCAGGAGCUAAAGAAAAGCAGCUACAACUAUGUGCGGGCAAUCGUGCUCGGCUCGCGCAUACAGCUCUGCAUUCAUCCGGAUGUUCCGAAAUCCGAGAACAAUGCCACCGUGACCUACCUGUGUAAAGAGAAGGUGGCGACACGUAGCUGCGUUUAUUAUCGGCGCGUGGAACAAAUGAAGGAUAGCUCGGAGCUGGCCAACGUACCGAUACUGGACAUCGAAGAUCUGGUGACGGUUGGCAGCCGGACCAAGGCGUGCCCGUUCUAUCUGUCGAAGGAGAUGGUCGAGAGGGCGGAUAUUAUCUUCAUGCCGUACAACUAUCUGCUGGAUGCGAAGGCGCGCAAGGCCAACAAUCUCGAGCUGCAGAACAGCGUGAUCAUCUUGGACGAGGCGCACAACGUCGAGCGGAUGUGCGAGGACUCUGGAUCGGCCGUGCUUAGCUCCACCGAUAUCGCGCUCGCGAUCGAGGACGUGUCUCACGUGAUGGAGACGAUGGGCGAGUCGGCAAGUGUACCGGGUCUGGCCGAGACGGAAAAUGAGAAGAAAGAGUUUUCGUUGCACGAGCUAUCAUUGCUGAAGCAACAGCUGCUGGAUCUAGAAAAAUCUGUGGAUGACAUCGCGUUUCCGGCCUCCCAGCGCGAAGUAAACUUCUCUGGGAGCUACAUUUUUGGUCUACUGGCGAAAGCAAGUGUACAUUUUCACAAUGUGUCAGGCGUUGUGUCACUGUUCGGUGCAAUCACAGGUUACCUUACGACGCUGUCGGAGCGCAAUAGCUUCAAGCGGCGCGGCUCCGGCUUGCAAGCUGUGAGCGACUUCCUGGAAAUCGUGUACGCGGGCCAAGGAGAGGAGUACAUAGCGGCGGUACGGCGGUGUUUCAAGGUGUACGUUGUGGCCGAGGAACCGAAACAAACUAAGCGCAAUUUUAAGCGAGCAGACGGGUGGACGGCCACGAAUCAGCCAGCCGCGCACGCCCCGCUCAAAAGCUCCGCCAAGAUCGUGCACUUUUGGUGUUUCAAUCCAGGCUUCGGUAUGAGGCAGUUAGCGAGCCGGGGCGUACGUAGUAUCGUACUUACAAGCGGUACGCUCGCCCCGCUCACACCGCUCAUCAACGAGCUUAAUAUUUCAAUCCCGGUGACUCUGGAGAACCCACACAUCAUAGAUCGGAGCCAGGUGCUGGUUCGAGUGAUAGCGAAGGGUUCUGAUGGUCAGCUGCUCUCCUCAGUCUACAACAACCGAAAUAACCCGGAUUAUAUUCGCUCACUUGGCCGCACGCUGCUCUCCGUCUGUCCGGUUAUACCGAACGGCCUGCUUGUCUUCUUUCCCUCGUACACAGUACUGGACAAGUGCGUUGAAGGUUGGCAAUCGGGGGGCCUGUGGUCGGAAAUCAACAACCGGAAAGCCAUCUUCGUUGAACCGCGCACUAAGGACGCGUUCAACACCACAAUGGAUGAGUUCUACCAACGUAUUCAGGACACGCAGGCGAAGGGUGCUAUCUUCCUAGCCGUCUGUCGUGGCAAGGUGUCGGAAGGGCUAGACUUCGCUGACAUUAAUGGGCGGGCGGUACUGAUCACCGGAUUGCCGUUUCCGCCGCUGCACGAUCCACGGGUCGUACUCAAGAAGGAGUACUUAACCAGUAACCGAACGCCGGAGAACCGUUUGAUCACGGGAGAUGAGUGGUAUGCACUGCAGGCAUCUCGGGCGGUCAACCAGGCGAUUGGGCGCGUCAUUCGCCAUCGUAACGAUUACGGUGCUAUCCUGCUGUGCGAUGCUCGGUUCCAGAACGCACACCAGCAGAUGCAACUGUCAUCGUGGGUGCGCAGCCAUCUGGUGCACGAUCCUAAUCAGCGCUUCGGUACGGUGAUUAAGGACCUUGCCAAUUUCUUCCGCAUCGCCAAGAACACCGCUAUGCCAGCUGCUCAACGCGAGUUCCAAGAGAAAGAUACUGGCAUCGGGGACAAGGUCAACGACAGCAAAUUGUGUUCCACGAGUACAAAUCAACUCCAGCUGCCGAGGGAUGCGAAGGGCACUGUUUCCGACGGCAAACGAUUGCCAUUACAACCAUCCUUGUCUCAAUUGCCCUUCUCCAUCGACGAAUAUCUGACCGCACCGCCGAACGCGCUGCUCUCUAAGAGUGAGGCAACAAGUGGGAUGCUGGGCAAGCUGGAAUCGGCUACCAAUUCCGUCAAUAUUAGUAACCCGCUAGACUAUUGCGACCAACGGUUACCAAAAGACAAUCAGACUCUAAAACGAGGGCCUCAAUCGCUUUGUUCCUCUACCGUGAUCGACGAUGGUGGAAAUAACGAGGGAAGAAAAUUUAAAAAACCGAAAUUGGUGAUGGUACCGUCCGGGAGCAUCAAGUACGAAACGGAGAAUGAACAGUUACCGUGCAGCAGCAGCUCCUCUUCCACAAUUGCAGAGCCGGCCUCCACCGAAGGAAGCAUCGAUCUCGGUGACAGCUCGGACAGUUUGAAGCUUAUGAAGGCCAUUAAGCGUUCCAUCAAUCCGACGCUGUAUAAAUUGUUUCUCCGUACGAUCGGUCAAUACUGUGCAGAUCAUGACUUUGAGCGAUUCUACAGCAACAUUCUCCAGUGCAUUGGUGCACCCGAACAUCGCCAUAUAGUUAAAGAUCUGCGCAAAUUUGUCCUCGCGAAGCACAAAGAGCAAUUCGACGAAGAACUGAAAAAGCUAACGUAAGGUAAUGCCCGGACGGCUGUACAAAAGUAAUCUUGAGGCAAAGCAGUUGGAAGAGCAAUGCUACCGGCUG
Molecule: messenger RNA, 3374 nt
Organism: Anopheles darlingi
Lineage: Eukaryota; Metazoa; Arthropoda; Insecta; Diptera; Culicidae
Gene: Rtel1
Product: regulator of telomere elongation helicase 1 homolog
Exons: 3
Coding region: 203-3304 (1033 amino acids)
Biological process (GO): telomeric loop disassembly; negative regulation of DNA recombination; negative regulation of t-circle formation
Cellular component (GO): nucleus
Molecular function (GO): ATP binding; DNA polymerase binding; DNA binding
Source: RefSeq, a predicted model, not a curated record